Chaetomium globosum CBS 148.51 is the source of this 1002-nucleotide messenger RNA. RefSeq lists its product as uncharacterized. The transcript has a single exon. Gene Ontology annotation, molecular function: DNA helicase activity. Gene Ontology annotation, biological process: telomere maintenance; DNA repair. Bases 1 to 1002 code for a protein of 333 amino acids. The record is from RefSeq and is a predicted model, not a curated record. Lineage: Eukaryota; Fungi; Ascomycota; Sordariomycetes; Sordariales; Chaetomiaceae.
AUGAAGCUCAAACUCAGUCGUUAUACAAGGUACGUCUCAGAAGAAGAAAAGUUGCGUUGGAAAAAUAUCGCCAAGUUGAUCGUUGAUGAGAUCAGCCAGGUGGGCGGGCUCACGCUCGCGGCGGUAGACAGCCAUCUGCGGCAGUACAGGGACGACCAGCAUCGCCCGUUUGGCGGGAUCCCAAUGAUUAUGUUCUUCGGCGACUUCUUCCAGUUCGACCCCGUCCUGCAGACCAGCCUCCUCUUGCCAAUGCCUAGGGACCGCGGCGGACAGAGACCAGAGAGCGCUGCAAGGCACUUAGCUGCGCAUAGGCUGUUCCUCCAGUUCACCACCGUUGUCAUCCUCCGCGAACAGGUCCGCGCGGCCGGCUGUCCAAGGCUGCGGGGCUUCCUCCGGCGUCUGCGCAACGGCGAGCAGACCGAGCUAGACUUUCAGCGGCUAUGCCACCGCCUCUAUACAUCAUCGUGCAAGUCCUCCUUCGUAGAUGGCUUGAGAGCCAUCACGCCCCUGAACCAAGACCGGUGGGACCUGAACAUGGCCGCCGUUGUCCAGCGGGCUCGUGCCCACGGCAAACACAUCUCCAUCUUUGUGGCCAAGCAUGACACCGAAUCGGGGAAGCGGCUGCGCGUCGAAGAGCUGGGGGACGUACUCCGCCACGGAGACGACUCGCAGCUGCCGACCCCUGGCCUCUUCUUUUACGCCCAAGGCAUGCCGGUCGUGGUGACUCGGAACCAGUUUGUCGGACUGAAGGUGGUCAACGGCGCACCUUUCAAGGCCGUCGACAUCUUUCCCGACCUUGCUGCCGGCACCAUUGCCCUCGCCAGUGACGUGACUCUUCAUCUUGGACCGCCGGUGGCCGUCCUCCUUCAGUCAGACGAUAGCGCGGACCUCGCCAUUCCCGGGCUCCCCAAUGGCACCAUUUUAAUCAACAAAGAAGACAGACAGCCUCUCCGGCCGAUCCAUGCAAGAAGAGAACAAAGAAAACAGCCAUGGGUUCAGUAA